Messenger RNA from Beauveria bassiana ARSEF 2860, 1779 nucleotides. RefSeq names its product rhodanese-like domain-containing protein. Gene Ontology annotation, cellular component: cytoplasm; nucleus. Gene Ontology annotation, molecular function: protein tyrosine phosphatase activity. Lineage: Eukaryota; Fungi; Ascomycota; Sordariomycetes; Hypocreales; Cordycipitaceae. The coding region runs from base 1 to 1779 and encodes 592 amino acids. Gene Ontology annotation, biological process: G2/M transition of mitotic cell cycle; positive regulation of G2/MI transition of meiotic cell cycle; positive regulation of G2/M transition of mitotic cell cycle. The record is from RefSeq and is a predicted model, not a curated record. The transcript is spliced from 2 exons.
AUGGAGGCUUCCUCACCACUCGCGGCUCUGCAUCGCCCGAUGCCCGCCCCCAGCUGGGGAGCUAGAGACAUCUUCCGCAGCCACCAUUCCUUCGUAGGCCCCGUGGCGUCGGCUGCCCUGAGCCUUCGUGAGCAGCUGCAGAGAGGCACCUCCGACUACUUUGGCUCCAACGACCUUCGUGGCUCCUCCCCUGCUGCCAGCUUGGCCGCUGACCUCUCCCAGAACUUUCGUCUCGAUAGCGAAGCCAGGUACGACAGCAAGCCCCGAGUACCAUGGAUAGUUUUUGUUACUGACAGCUCUACAGCCCUCACUUCCCGACUCCUCGCCGCGCUCUCUUUACUGCCAAUGUCAUGGGCGGCUUCGCAAAUCGAGGCAAGUCGCCUUCCUUUUUUUCAAUUGGACUUUGUACUGACUCUUGUAGACUAUGUCACGACCCCUCCGCUGCCCUCGUCCUCUCCGGCCGCGAUGACCGAAUACAUGGAGCUCUCCCCUCUCCCACACAAGACGCCCUUCUCCUUGCAAUCCGAGUCGUCUGCUUCUCCGACGCCUAAUGCCUUCUCGGGUGACGAGGACAUGAUGCUUGACUCUCCGGCUCCCAUCUCCCGCCCGUCGCUGGACUUUACCAAGCCACCGUCGUUUGCAGACCGUAGAAUUGCUGCUCCGCGCCGUCCGUCUCUGAGUCGCAUGAAGGGCCAGACGUUUGCCGGUGGCAGUUCCAGGUCUGACGCUGACGGCCAGCUUCCCCCGUUUCGCUUUGGUGGUGAUUCCUCUUCCCGCUCGAGCUCCAGUCUCUCUCUCGGAGAGUGCUUCCAGUCUGAGUCGCCUCCUCAGAGCUCUACGCCAACUUCGUCAAAUAGUCCUUGUGCCCCCAUCCCUCUUGGGCUGCGAUCCCGCCCUCAAUUCAUCUCUUCCAACAGCGGCAGCCCGCGCCUCGGGUCUCCCCGCCCCAUCACCCACAACAGACGGUCCUCGAACCCGUUCUUGCGAACCCGCAAGCAGAUGCGCCGCUCCCUGAGCAUGUUUGAGCGCGCCGAUGAUGUCAUCAACGCUAAGCCUCAGACUCACGAGCUGAUUCCGUCUUCACUCAAGUCUGUCAUGGAUAUCGAGGAAGCAUACGAAGCCGUUGUGCCUCAUUUUCUCUCGGACGACCCUACUGACACCAUACCGCGCAUAGACAAGGAAACCAUGCUGGACAUUCUUGACGGAAAGUACAAUGACAAAUUUGAUCACAAAAUGGUCAUUGACUGCCGCUUCGAGUAUGAGUAUGAUGGUGGCCACAUUGAGGGUGCUGUCAACCACAAUGACAAGGAGCUUCUCGCUUCUCAACUCUUCAAGACUCCCAUUGGCGGUAGAUCUCUACUUAUCUUUCACUGUGAAUACUCCGCUCACCGUGCUCCAUUGAUGGCUAGACAUGUUCGUGCCGAGGAUCGUACCGCCAACGCCGAAUUCUACCCUCGCUUGACGUACCCUGAGGUGUACAUUCUGGAUGGAGGCUAUAGCGGCUUCUUUUCUGCAUUCCGUGGUCGAUGCUUCCCUCCCGAGUAUGUGGAAAUGUCCGACGAGAAGCACCAGCGCACCUGUGAACGUGAAAUGGGCAGACUAAAGGCUCGCAAGGGUGGUUUCAGCCGCGCGCAGACUUUUGCUUUUGGUCAGAGAGAUCACUGCGUUGAUGACUCACCGACGGCACCCAGCCGACCACCAACGUCGCGACAGUUUCCAAUCAUGGGCAGCUUUUCUCCUAUUGAGCGAACACACACCCGUCGCAUGGCGUCGUACUAA